AACCGUGUGUGCUGUGUGUGUGCUGUGGGAGCUCAGGGCUCUUCUUCUACCUUGGAGCAGGGGAGAGGGAGAGGGGAGGAGAGCAGGUGCUGCUCACCUCGGUGCAGGGUCUCUGUGCCAACAUGAACUGAUCUUAAACAUUGAAGAGAGGAUGUGCGCCGUAUGAAGGCAUCUCCAUUGACUGUCGAGGAGAAAGAAUGUAUCAAGGAGGGGUUGAGGAUAUUCAAAAACGACUGGAAAUCAGUUUGGAAGUUUGUAGUGCCACAUAGAGACCCUUCACUGCUCCAACGUCAGUGGAGAGUUGCAAGUGGAGUCCAGAAAUCUUACAGUAAAAGUGAUGCUGAAAAAGAAAGAAGGCGAACAUAUGAAGCAAAGAGGAGAAAGCUGAGAGUAUCCAUGCCCAAUUCACGCCGUGGGCAAGAGGCUGAUAACAAUGCUUCUGAAGAUGCUGAAAAUGAUGAUGAUUCAUAUGUCAAUGAAGCAUUUUUGGAAGACACAGAUAGUAUGCCUUGUCAGCAAUCAGGCACAGACCUCGAUGAAGAAUGUGGUACUGCAGGUGGUUACAUUGAACCCCAGAAACUAAGUGGUGCGAAACUUGAUGUAACCACCUCAUACAUACCUUUUAUGUACCGCCCCUCUGAUGGCCCAUCAUAUGUGAGAGCACCUUCCACUGCAGCUCAGGUGGUAUCAUGUGGAUCUCUGGACCAACUGCCAGCUUCCCAAUUGAGUAAACAGAAAGGUAGUUGUGUGGUCAAGUUGGCUCCAGACUUGCCUCCUGUGAACCUUCCCCCUUCUGUCCGUGUCCUAUCUCAGGUGGAAUUUUAUCGGAACUCAACACACUUUCAUGGCACCUCGGAUAAUGCAGCAAAGGAUAUGUAUCCCGUGCCACCUUUGACCUCCUUUACAGAAAGUGCUGAUAGACAGCUAAAUCUGUUCCCUGAUCACAGAGCUAAUUCUAGAUUGCAGCAGAAUGGGAUCUCUAGUGAUAAUGCUACAGAAGAUGGUGCUGAGCAAGAUUUGCAGAUGCAUCCUUUACUGUUUAAGUAUCCUCGAGAUGUUUCGUCAUAUAGUCACCCGGUUCAAAAUCUUAUUAAUCAGUCAAGAAAAUAUGAUCUUUUCCCCUUUGAGAAAGUUCAAGUUGAGAGAAGUAACAACCAGACUACAGGUUCCACCGAAAAUGGUACUGUAAAUGCUAACACCAUCGACUUCCAUCCUCUCUUGCAAAGAACGGAAGGUUAUGUGCAUAAUGAAGUACCAGAAUAUGAUAAUAACCUUGACUGCCAUCAGUCUGAUAAUAACAUGAGCGAAAUCCCAGUAGAUGACCAAUCAACAGCUGGGCAAGCAUCCACAAGCCCUUAUGAGAGGGAGACAAGUAUUGACUUGAACAUUCAUUUGUGUUCUCCAAUGGCCAUAAAUGAUUCAAAUGACUUCAGAAGUAGUUUUAGCAGAUCAAAUGUUCAAGAUGAAGUUUCUAGGAAGGACAAAUCUAGUGUUCCAGAGCUUGAGGUUGUAAAUUCCUAUUCCCAUCAUUGCAUUCAAGAACCUAAUGAAGAAUCAAUGCAAGGAAUUGUAAUGGAGCAAGAAGAGUUAAGUGAUUCCGAGGAAGAUAGCCAGCAUGUUGAGUUUGAAUGUGAAGAAAUGGAUGAUUCUGAAGAGGAGCAAGUUCAGAGUCCAGAAGCCUCUCCAAUUCAAAAUAAGGGUAUCUCAGCAUCAGUUGUUUGUGGGGAAGUUCAUGUUAGUAAUGACCACAGUCAAAUCCAGCAAGGAUCUGUUCAAAAGGAUAAACAGGGUGCAAGCUCAAUGCAGAAAACUCAAGUUCCUUCUCGGUCAGUGAGGAGUAAGCUGAAGCCGGAAACUGCUAACUGCACAGGAUCUAGGGCGAGCCAACAUUCGUCCACUUCUCACACAGCUGAAACUAGCCGGAGCAAAACCAGAAAUUCUAAAGUGCCACAGGGACAGUCAAGUGCUGAACGCAAGCCCAAUGAUUCAAGAACUAGAAAAACUCUGGCCCCAAGAUGAAGGCCAAUUUAGCAUUUUAUUCCUGUGCUGCAUGUGGCAAAGGCAGAAUGGCUCAGUUCAAUCUGUUGUCACUCUGUUGCUGAGUUGAUUAUCCUCAACAAACUAUGCAGUGCAUGCUGGAGAAAGCAGACCUAGCGAACCUCUGUGGUCAUUUAGCUUGAAUUGUCAUGUGAAAAAAGCAGCAAGAGGAGCAUACCAAAUAUAUGGAUUCUCCAUUUGGAUAACAAGACUUAAGUGGUGAUCUUGGCCCAGUAUCUGGAUGUUUACAAAUCAUCAAAUUGUUGGUGACUGAGAAAGUAUACCCAUGGAAUAAGGUUCUGAACAGCCAUGAGACGAAUUCCUCUGACUGACUUGGGAGUUUUGUACCCUGACGUCCUCAAAGAUUAAUUGUAAUGCACCUUGUAAUUUCAACCAAAAAGGUUAAGUUGUUGUAUCUGCGUUCAUUGUGUGUACUGUGAAUAGAGAAAUGUAUCCAGGCAAGAUACCUGGAAAUCUUUUUGUAUUGACCGUUGACAAAGAGUCCAGUGGACUGUAACAGCUUGAAAUUCCUCGAGGGAAUUAGGCACAUAUAUGGAAUUAGGCACAUAUAUUUUUAGGUA
Molecule: messenger RNA, 2618 nt
Organism: Sorghum bicolor (sorghum)
Lineage: Eukaryota; Viridiplantae; Streptophyta; Magnoliopsida; Poales; Poaceae
Exons: 5
Coding region: 163-2019 (618 amino acids)
Biological process (GO): regulation of DNA-templated transcription
Cellular component (GO): nucleus
Molecular function (GO): transcription coregulator activity
Source: RefSeq, a predicted model, not a curated record